CAGCCGAAUCGUACAUAUGAGCUCCUCAAAAGCGUCUCCUCACCGUGGAGUGGCACUUGGUGCUUAGCAUAGCAUCCGGGUGGCUUUACCUCAUUCACUUGCUCUAAAAGAUCACAGCUUAGUCAUUUGCCAUCACGGUAACUUAAGUCAUCGGCCAGCGCUUCACUGCACGAGGUUUGUGUGACAGGGAACUCGCAAGACGGAGGUGUUUGGGGAUGUUAGCAACGUCAGCUAACUAGCUGCUUGGCUAACGGAAGCAGGAGUGGCCGGUCAACUGCCGAGAGUUUUGCCAUGGAAGGGGGAAAGGAGGCUGCCUCAGAGAGGAUCCUCCUGGAGCCGUAUAAAUACUUGUUGCAGUUGCCCGGGAAGCAGGUGAGGACCAAACUAGCUCAGGCGUUCAACCACUGGCUUGAUGUUUCCGAAGAUAAACUUCAGGUGAUCAUUGAGGUGACGGAGAUGCUGCACAACGCCAGCUUGCUCAUCGACGACAUCGAGGACAGCUCCAAGCUGCGGCGAGGGUUCCCCGUGGCCCACAGCAUCUACGGCGUCCCCUCCGUCAUCAACUCCGCCAACUACGUCUACUUCUUGGGCCUGGAGAAGGUGCUGACGCUGGAGAACCCCGAAGCUGUCCAGGUGUUCACCCGGCAGCUGCUGGAGCUGCACCGGGGUCAGGGCCUGGACAUCCACUGGAGGGACACCUACACCUGCCCCACGGAGCAGGAGUACCGCAACAUGGUGCUGCAGAAAACCGGCGGGCUUUUCGGCCUGGCCGUGGGCCUGAUGCAGCUCUUCUCCUCCUGGAAACAAGACCUGAAGCCCCUGCUGGACACACUGGGCCUCUUCUUUCAGAUCCGCGACGACUACGCCAACCUGAGCUCCCGCGAGUACAGCGAGAACAAGAGCUUCUGCGAGGACCUGACUGAAGGCAAGUUCUCCUUCCCCACCAUCCACGCCAUUUGGUCCCAGCCGGAGAGCACCCAGGUGCAGAACAUCCUCCGGCAGCGCACGGAGAACAUGGACAUUAAGAGGUACUGCGUCGACUACCUGGAGAAGGUGGGCUCUUUUGCCUACACCCGGCAAACGCUGCGGGACCUGGAGGCGGAGGCGUACCGCCUCAUCCGGGAGCUGGGCGGGAACCCGCAGCUGGAGAGUCUCAUCAAACACCUCAGUAAAAUGCACCACGAAGCAGAAGCUUCAGGCGAAGCCGCUGCCGAGCCACACUCCGCUCAGAAACACUGACCCCUGCCACAGCAACACACUCCCUCCUCUAAACAGCCUUCAUGUCCAGCGAACCAGUUGGGAAUCAAAGCCACGAUGAUGCCUUCUAGUGGAGAACCUGCCAGACACGCGUCCUCCCGGGUUCAUGUGCAGGGCCUAUCAGUGGAGAGAGCUUCCUCACAAACUCUGGAGAAGUUUCCUUUUACUGAUCAUGAAAACUUGAAAGCCUUCCGUCAGAAGAGCAGCACAGCAGAACCCAAAGUGUUUUUAUCUGGGGUAGAAAUGUGGCUGUUCAUGAAGCCACCAGAGUGCCAAUCCUGAAGAACAGAUCUUUGUCAGCCAGUCGUCGGAUCAUGAUGUAACGUGCUGGUGUUGUAUGCCAAGUGGCCCUCCAUCCUUUGUUUACUGCUGAAUACAAUUAUGAUCCUGUGUCCAGACGUUUCCCACCUGAUUCUUAUUUAACAAUUGUGGAACAUUUAUACCGAUUUAUUACACAAAAACUCCAACUGAGUUGUCCU
Messenger RNA from Synchiropus splendidus (mandarinfish), 1736 nucleotides. RefSeq names its product geranylgeranyl diphosphate synthase 1 (gene ggps1). The transcript has 4 exons. Gene Ontology annotation, biological process: isoprenoid biosynthetic process. Bases 292 to 1239 code for a protein of 315 amino acids. Gene Ontology annotation, molecular function: prenyltransferase activity. The record is from RefSeq and is a predicted model, not a curated record. NCBI's taxonomy places the organism in Eukaryota, Metazoa, Chordata, Actinopteri, Syngnathiformes, Callionymidae.